CUAAGGGUUAAUGAAGACAAACCGUUCGUCAGCACAUGCUGCUGCAUUACUGGUUGUGUCUGCAAACCUAGUGAGCUGCCUCCCUAGGCAGAAUUUUUGCAUCAUAAGGGUGUUCCGAGGCAGCUGCCCAAAAUAGGGAUAAGCUCAUGGUAGAUCGUUCAUUAGUAGGCAUGACCGAGGCAGAUAUUACGAUGUUUUUGCCAGGGACCGACGCAUUCAGCUUUCCAGAUCACAGGAAGCUAACACGCUUAUACUGCAUGAACGGUGGAUAUCACCUUCAGAUCCUGUCGGACGGGACAGUGACUGGGACACGAGAUGAAGAUAACUACAGCAUACUGAGAAUAAAAGCUACAAGUCCAGGAGUGGUGGUCAUUGAAGGAACAGAAGCAGGACAUUACCUAUCUAUGAAUGUAGAUGGCAAGCUGUAUGCUUCACCAUUAGUUACAGAUGAAAGUUAUUUUCUGGAGAAGAUGGAGGAGAACCACUACAACACAUAUCAGUCUCAAAAGCAUGGUGAAAACUGGUACGUCGGAAUCAAAAAAAAUGGGAAAAUGAAACAUGGCCAAAGAACACGCAUUGGACAAAAGGCUAUUUUCUUUCUCCCUCGACAGGUGGACCAGGAAAAGAACUAAGGCCUGAAAACUGCUAGUUACACAAAUGUGUAUUCAUUAAAAUUAUUUAAUCCCAUAGAAUAACAGUAAUUCACAUCACUGAGACAAACAACACAUGACCUUUAUCUAACUUGCUGAGACAGAUAUCUACUCUUAUAUCUCUGUAUCUAUAUAGAAAAUGUAAUAUAUAUAUAUAUAUAUAUACGUGUGUGUGUGUAUAUAUUCAUACAGUGUAUAAAACUAUACAUAUAAAUAAUAUAAAAUUAUAUAUAUAAAACUUCAUUUGAAUAAAAACACACUAAAAUAAGUUUAUUAACUCAUGCAUAUUUAAGUAGUGAGCUUUGACCUGGCUAAAUUCAAAAGUCACUAACAAAAAUAGAAAUUAUAAUACACUGCUGUACACUUUCUAUUGAUUUAAGAUAAAUAUGUUCUUCUAGUUUUUACCUCAAUUUUGCAAGGGCAUUUAAUGUUUUAUGUUCUUUGUAUUAUAAUUUGUGUCUUAUUAUACCUGUUCUGUAUUUCUUUUCUCAAACAAUAUACAGUAGACAAAUCAUCUGCCUUGUAAAUGUACCAUUCUGGAUUGCUUGUAACAUUGUAAAACUGUUCAAUGUAUUCAACUGAUCUGUGAUUUGACCUUUGUGCGGAGAAAAAAAAAAGAGAUUAUAUAUAAAAAAAUAUAUAUUAUCUCCAAUAAAAAGUGUAACUGAAAGACAUAUUUUAAAGUGAAUACAUUUGCCAGUCCCGCUGCAGCCAUUACAAUUAAAUUAUAUUGCAAAAUAACAAAUCAAUGGAUUAUACAGUAGAUAUUAACUGUUUAAUCAAUUAAUGUGCAAAUAAUGGAUUGUGUGCUAUUGUUAGUUCACAAUCCCUUCUAAAAAGAGGCAAUGUUAUUUUUAAUACAAUAUAUAUAUAUAAACAUACAAAGUAAACUGUUUGUAGUUGUCAUACAAGUUACAUUUAUUAAAAGUUACUUGACAAGUGUAAAACAUAUAAAUCACAAACAACACAUUGUGAAGCACUAUCUCAUUCUGAAGUCUUCAAUAAAAUAAAAAAAAUCAAUCUAAUGCUACAUUUGGCAUCAUAAAAUGUUCUAUUACGCAAACCAGAAACUUGAUGCUUAGCAUAAUGUUUGCAAUUAAUCUAGGCAUACCUUUUAAGUAACUAAUAUUUUGGUCCUCUUUAUGACAGCAAUUCGAAACAGGCUUAAGUAUAAUUGAAUAAACUUUAAAAGAAC
Molecule: messenger RNA, 1845 nt
Organism: Xyrauchen texanus (razorback sucker)
Lineage: Eukaryota; Metazoa; Chordata; Actinopteri; Cypriniformes; Catostomidae
Gene: fgf1a
Product: fibroblast growth factor 1a
Exons: 3
Coding region: 147-632 (161 amino acids)
Biological process (GO): regulation of cell migration; positive regulation of cell population proliferation; cell differentiation
Cellular component (GO): cytoplasm
Molecular function (GO): fibroblast growth factor receptor binding; growth factor activity
Source: RefSeq, a predicted model, not a curated record